UUCAGCACAGACUUCAACAAGCAUUUGUGUCUUUUGUGAAAACAAAGGUAUUUUCUUCUGCUAUGACUGCAAGUCAGCAUUUUGUAAACCAUGUAGAGAAAAUCAUGAUAAACUACCACCUUCAAAAAAACACUCCGUUAUCGACUUAAAAAGUGUUAAUCCAUCAGCAGUUAAAUUAAGAUGCGAAUUACACAAAUCUGAAUUCACGUUUUACUGCAUUAAAUGCAAUACGUUGGUAUGCAACAUAUGCGUUACUUCCGAUCACAAGGAACAUGGCUUGUCAGGUAUGAAAGAAAAAUCCGAAGAAAUUAAAAGACUAGCCAAAACCAAACUAACAGAUAUGAAAGCCAAACUUCAGAGCGUGUCAAAAUUGGCUGAGAAAACAAAGAUGGUCCACAUACCAAAUUUGGAUAACGAAUCAGAAAUGGCUGUUGCUAAGAUCCGUUCUUUUGAAAAGGAUUUACAAAAGCUAAUUAGCACAAAAGCUGAUAUCAAGGUCAACGAAGUUCAGGAUGUAGCUCAGUGGAAAAAAGAGGAGCUACAAAGUGUCUUAAAAAAUAAAGAAAGAAUUUACAGAAAACAAACAGCUGUUUAUGAAAGUCUUGAGACACUUUUGUCAGAAGAGCACGCAGUCUCAUUCUUGGUGUCUUAUCAAACCCUAAAUAGAGAGAUGUGUGAUCUGACCAAUGAGGCACAGGAUGAUAUAGAACCAUAUCACACACGGGCGCCAGAUCUGAAAGGAUUUCUGGACGAAACCAUUAUUUCCUUGCAGGAGUACAGAAAGAAAUUAAAAUAGAAGAAAUGGUGGGAGUGUACAAAAUAUUCGUCAAGGAAAAGAAAAGAUCUACGCACAGAGUUUCAAAUGAUAUUUACUUGUGAAUAAUCAAAGACAAAAUUAUCAAAAAUAUUUAAAUGUUUCCUAUUUAACAAUAACAAUAAUGAUUAUUAGUUAAUUUGAUUUUUCUAUCUAUAUAAUAUGUUCAAAGCAAUGUAUAAUCUUUUGUUUUGAUAUGUUAUUCCUCUUGUUAAUAUUUAAGCUUCAUAUAUAUAUAUAAUGCCAGAUAAUUGACCAUUUUAUUUUACUUCAUUUCACGUUAUUUAGAUUAAACGAGAUUUGCUGUAAGGUUUAGAUAUAUAAUCACAGAUUUGCUCACUUUAUAUUUAAUUGUCUUAGAAUAGAAAUUCUUGCCCCAAACCUUAAAUUAAAUUGAGAAUGGAAAUGGAUAAUAUUUCAGAAAGACGACUUCACGACCAAAGAACAGAAAACACCCGAGGGCCACCAAUGGAUCUUCAACACAUAGAAAAAAGCCUCCUUUAAUAAAAAUAUGUACUAAUACAGGGAAAAUAUAGGUCAUACUAAACUGAAAAAAAAUAUUAACUAGAUUAGACAUAAACAUUCAAACAAAGAAAGGCCAAAGGCUCCUGACUAGGGACAGGCGUAAACAUGCAGCGGGGUUAAAGCAGUAUAUCAAAUUAAAGAGAAUGCAUCGUAUCUUCCAUUUCUUUACAGUGAGUAUUCCAAUAUUUAAGUUACAAAAUGAUUUCUAUGUGCACAACCAUACUAAGUCUGGUCAAGUUAUUUACAUUUUUCAAUAAUUUAAUUUUGGAUGUAACGUGUCUUCUGAUUGGCUGACGUUAUUUUGUUAUCAGCCCAUAGACAUAAUGUAGUCAUGUGACUGUUACGUCAUCAACGUUUUUUCAUGGUGUUCAACUGUUUAAAAUAGAAUUUAGAAUUAUAUUAUAAAAAAUGACUGUAAUAUUUUUUAUGGCUAUUCGAAAUAACACAACAAAAAUUGGUGCACACUUUUAAAUAACCUGCGCGUUAUUCAGUGUGCACCAAUUUUUUUUAUGUUAUUUCUUCAUAGAAAGAAAAAUAUUACAGAUAAAUUGAUAUGUUUGUUUGCGAUGAGGUUAUUUGAAGCUACUUAAGUAAGCAAUGUGACGAUAUAUUGAAUAUAUGCAGUCCCAGAAUACUU
This is a messenger RNA of Mytilus trossulus (common blue mussel), 1976 nucleotides long. RefSeq lists its product as uncharacterized. Lineage: Eukaryota; Metazoa; Mollusca; Bivalvia; Mytilida; Mytilidae. The record is from RefSeq and is a predicted model, not a curated record. The coding region runs from base 287 to 796 and encodes 169 amino acids. The transcript has 2 exons.